This is a messenger RNA of Fusarium vanettenii 77-13-4, 495 nucleotides long. RefSeq lists its product as uncharacterized. The transcript is spliced from 3 exons. The record is from RefSeq and is a predicted model, not a curated record. Lineage: Eukaryota; Fungi; Ascomycota; Sordariomycetes; Hypocreales; Nectriaceae. Bases 1 to 495 code for a protein of 164 amino acids.
AUGCCAUCCACGGAUGCUGUGACGGCAGACACAGACUCUGCUAGCCUCCCAGCUAUGGGAAUGCCGGACACGCAGUUACCUCAAGCGCCCAGCGAGAAUGCAGAAGCUCUCACUAAGUCCCUACUAAGUCAGCUAGUGACCAAUGCUGCCGCGAAAUCUCCUGCCCCGACCAUCGCUGAUCCUGUACCCGUUACAACCUUCACACCAGAAGGCCCCCGUUUCCAAACCCUUUUCGAAGAUCGACAAGCCAAGCUAGAUCAAUCAGCUCCCCCCUAUACCCGAUCGACAUACACGAACGACAUACAGAAGGUCGAGAUGAAGGACGAAGGCGCAUUUCCCAAGACCUGGCAAAAGGUGGAUAAUUGGGUACGGGAAUUUUCAAGGCCACAGGUGACCAACAACCGCAAACAGACUCAUCAACGCAUGCGACUUGCUACCAAUCUCCUAUGUUGUUGUGUCAUUUUUGGAACGGAACAUUUCAUCCGGGGCUGUUGA